Paramecium octaurelia is the source of this 1110-nucleotide messenger RNA. Lineage: Eukaryota; Ciliophora; Oligohymenophorea; Peniculida; Parameciidae. The record is from the annotation of a GenBank genome assembly.
AUGAUCAAUCCAUAAAUAACCAACCUGACAAAAUAAUUAAAAAUAAAGGAUGAUGCAAUUCAAAAAGCAUAUUUAAUUAUAGAAGCUCAAUAAAAAGAGAUUUUGAAUUUGUAAUAAUUUGUGUAACAUUCUGAAAAAAAAUAAUCAAAAUCAAGAAAUGUAAGCAAAUCAAUGCAUAAUAUCAAUCUACAAACAUAAAUCGAAAAUUAUAAACAAGAAAUUAAUAAUUUCCUUGAGUAUGAAAUAAUGAUUGAAUACUUUUUUCAUAAUCAAUUAAAAAAUCAAUAAGUUAUUGUAAGCAACUCAAAGAUAACCGAAUUAAAUGUUGAAUUGGAAUAUUGGUAAAAUUUAUAUUAAGAAACAAUGAAAACAUUAGAGAAGGCAAUUAAAAUAAACAAUGCUUUAGAAUAAUAAAAUUUAGAAUUAUAAUAGUAUUUAGAGUAAGUUGUUUAUGAAAAUAAACUUGCCAGAUAAUUCAUCUAAUAAUUAACUAAAUCUGAAAAUAAUUCAAGCUAAUAGGUCGAUGUAUUGGAUUUUAUUAGCUGUUCAUCAAUAGAAGCACUAAAUUAAUCCUUUUAAACAUUCUCAAGUUUUAUCUCGGAAGUAGUAGUAUGUGCUACUACAAAAUUUAAAUUGAAAUAAUGCGAUGAAACAUAUCAGAUCUCUGAUUUUAAAAAAGAGAUUAAACAACUUCAAUCUACUUCUUUGUAAUAUGAAGUUUUAUUACAAGAGAUAAUUAAUAUAUUGGGAAUCAAUUUGGAUUAAAGAUCAUUUUUAUAAUACCAGAGCCAAAUUGUAAAAGAAAUUAAAAGUUUAAAAUUUUAAAUCCUAACUCAUUACGAAUCAAAUAAAGAAAAUGAAAUCAACUAAAGCAACAUACAUUUAAAUUUCUAAAAGUUGUCUACAAUAAUAAAUUAGUUUAAUAUGAUUUUCAAUUAAAUCCUGUAAAAUAUUAAAGAGGAUCAAAAAAUGAAUGAAAUAUUAUCUUAGAUUCUUAAUUUAAUUAAUCUACUUUUUAAUGAAAUUACAGAGAGCAAGCUUGUUAAUGUUAAAUUAUUAAAUGGUUUAAACAGUUCUUGUAGGCAGCUCAGAAAUAGUUACUAAAAAUGA